AUGGAGCAUUUAAAAAAUUUAAUCACAGGAGCAAUUUCUGGUGCUAUUGUUGAUGCUGUAUUAUUUCCUAUUGAUUACAUAAAAACAAACAUACAAACAAAUAACUCCUUCUCCAUUUAUGAUACGAGAAAAUUAUAUAAUGGUAUUCUACCAACUUUAAUAGGUACGGUUCCAGCUAGCGCUUUUUUUUAUUGUUUUUAUGAAUUAUCCAAAAAAUUAUUAACAGAUUACAAUGCGAAUAUAAACAAAAGUUAUUUAUAUUUAAUUUCAACAAGUAUAGCAGAAAUUACAGCAUGUAUCAUUAG
Messenger RNA from Plasmodium reichenowi, 305 nucleotides. Its product is annotated as mitochondrial carrier protein, putative. NCBI's taxonomy places the organism in Eukaryota, Apicomplexa, Aconoidasida, Haemosporida, Plasmodiidae. The transcript is spliced from 3 exons. The annotation marks the transcript as partial. The record is from RefSeq and is a predicted model, not a curated record. Gene Ontology annotation, cellular component: mitochondrial inner membrane. Gene Ontology annotation, molecular function: S-adenosyl-L-methionine transmembrane transporter activity.